UCUAUUACGUUGACUUGAAUUUGAAACGUAAAAAGUUGAGCUUUCGAAUGUUUUAAACAGAAGGACAAAGGUGAUUUGAGUACUCAUGCGCAACUCGUGCUAAAAUUGAAAUUCUUCCAACUUUUACUUUUCCAUUCGAAUGUAACGUCAACGUCAGUGCAUCGUGGCCUUCUCGAGUAUGUCUACAACCAUUUUUUGGUAAAAAUUUCUUCAAAAUGUCUAUCUUUAUAUUGGUGUAUUAUGCUUAAGUUUUCAAAUCGUAAUCGAAUGAAGUGUCGUUAACGUAAUUGUGUUUUCAAAUCAUGCAUUUAUUUAAUGGUUGGACUUAUCUUUAAAUUAAAACGCCUCUCGAGUGGUAGGGUGAUAAGACUGUAACGUCAUAAUUUUACGUGUAUAUAUACAAGUAACUUCACAUAAAGCAGUUGAAUCAUAUUUCAUCGUUGAUCAGUUUUUAUUACUUCCACGAAGAAAAGAAAGUCUCUUAAUCACUGGGUAUUCCUUGGAUGGAUCAGGGUAGUAAUUUAUCUAGAGAGGAACAGUUAUGCCCUGUGGAACAAAUUAGUCUCUGCAGGGAUGGCAGUGCUCAUGGAUGUCAACCAACGGUUGGCCGCUGGGGCAGCGAAUGGCCCAGUUGACUGAAAACCGCCCAAGAAUGUAUACAGAAUUUAACUGAAGUCGGGGGCGAGUGGCCGAAAGGCCAUCCGUUACCUCUACCAAAAUGGGGUCGACCUAAGGAGGCCUUAUUUUUAACAUCUGUCGAAGAAUAUGAAGAAUUAGCUCAGGUUAUAGAACUAAACGUACAACAUAUACUGCAAGCUCACAACUAUAAUGCUAUUGAAAAUUUGAUCAGAUUUUACGAAGAGUUCAAAAAAAGCGAAGAACCAUGUUUGAUGAAUUUUUACCGAAGCUAUUGCCCACCAAUUACAUCCGAACAUCAUACUUGCGUUGGUUUAAGUUUGGAAUUAAUGAAAGAAUUGUUCGUAUUGGAAGAAAGAUUUCCGGGCUUGAUUGAGAAAUUGUAUUUGGCAUCAUGCGAAGAAUGUGUUGAUGAUGUGUCGUCUUACACUUCGGAGUUACCUAACCCUUACGAUUCAGAAAAAGAGCACGUUUUGGUCGCUUUGAAAAUCAACAUCGCUGGUCGUCUAGGAAUUCUAUUGCUAGAUCCUGGGUAUCAUAUUGGACGUGCCAUUACCAUCAUGAAAGAUUGCUAUUACCCUCAUACUGGUUGGUUUUUACAAUCAGAAGAAAAUUCAUGUCGAAAAGAAUACUGCUACAGUUUCGAUUUUGAUAAUGAAGACUAUGUGUACUGGCAAAUUAGAGAGACGCGACCAAACGGUGUAAACAAGUUGAUUGGAAAUUUGAUCUACGUGGGUGUACCUUAUUUAGCACCAGUCGAUGUUACGGAACGAAGAAAUCUUGUUUACGAAUUCAAAUGCUUGGUUAGUCGUACAGUUAAAGGUAACCUAAGAGCUGGAGUUUAUUUUCCAUUCAAAGCUGGAGUCGAUAAAUUCACAAUUUUCUAUCAAGAUGGUGAUGUAACUAAACGUGAAAAACUGCCAUUCUCCAUGUUCGACAAUAAUAACUUAGCUCCAAGUGAAGAAAACGCAUUAUCUAUGUGUAAUAUGCAGCUCGGAUACAAGGAUGGGCGAUUGAUCAACAUAUUAACAUGUUAUAAUAACAUCUUCAAUGAUGACAGCUUUGUUCAACAAAUCACAGAAAUCAACCAAAACAUUUAUAAUUUAGGACAAGCCGAAGAAUGACAAUUAUCUAACUAAUUGUUUUCCGUUUACCUCGAAUGCUUGCUGUUAUAUGAGUUUAGUUGCUACCUACUUUAGUUUUAUUUUUGGUGAUGGGUUUUAUCAUUAUUAUUUUUUUUUUUAGUAUGUACAUCAUUUCUUCUCCUUCUUUUAGUCUUCAUUUCUUCACAAUAUAAAUAAAUUUAUUGAAAUUAUUACUUACCUAUAAUUAUUUUUUUGUCUUUUUUUUUACUCAAAGAGAAUUGUUUUACUUUGGGUUAUUUAUUACUUAAUUGCUUGACUUUGAUUUGCUUAUAGUGUAUUGAACAAGUUGUCAUCAAGUGUAAUGUUGUGCAUUGUGCAUAUAAUAAAUGUUGCGCCACAA
Planococcus citri (citrus mealybug) is the source of this 2121-nucleotide messenger RNA. RefSeq lists its product as uncharacterized. The transcript has 5 exons. The coding region runs from base 891 to 1760 and encodes 289 amino acids. The record is from RefSeq and is a predicted model, not a curated record. Lineage: Eukaryota; Metazoa; Arthropoda; Insecta; Hemiptera; Pseudococcidae.